AUUCAACUGCCAAGAAACGUUCCGGCCGAGCAGUUGUCGCAGGCGAUAGCAUGGGAGAUAAAGGGAAUCGUGGAGGCGGAGCCAAUGUCUACAUCUCCUGUCUACGCGGCUAAUAGACUCGAAAAUCUCCACAUAAACGACAACAGAGAAUGGCAAAAUACGAAGAUGAUACAACAAAGUUCCAAGCUCUAA
Molecule: messenger RNA, 192 nt
Organism: Haemonchus placei
Lineage: Eukaryota; Metazoa; Nematoda; Chromadorea; Rhabditida; Trichostrongylidae
Source: the annotation of a GenBank genome assembly